This is a messenger RNA of Misgurnus anguillicaudatus (oriental weatherfish), 2780 nucleotides long. RefSeq lists its product as uncharacterized. The record is from RefSeq and is a predicted model, not a curated record. NCBI's taxonomy places the organism in Eukaryota, Metazoa, Chordata, Actinopteri, Cypriniformes, Cobitidae.
CAGCUCAAGGAAGCAACAUCAUCAGACAUCUAAAUCACGAGCAACACAGACAACGUCUCAGACUAAACCUAGGUCAAACCACCAGAAUGUUGUCUUGGUUCUUUGGCAAGGAAGAUGAGAGUAAAAAAGAAGACCUGAUCAGAUCUACCCAGUCCCUCCACCACUAUGUACACAAAUACUUUGAAGUCACUAACAGACUGUUGGAGAUCCUCAAUACUCAAAUGAAUCAAAACAUCUCACCUGCAGUCUCAGCAAAUGAAAGUGAAAGUAUUGAGCAGAACUGUGUCAGGGUUAGACAGCUUAUGUAUCGAAUCCUUGAUGUCUGUGAGCAGGAGGACAGACAUGUCCGGAAGAGCACUGAACCUGCUGUUUAUGAAAAGAUUGCCUAUGUGGUUUCAUUGAAGGAAAAAGCUGCAGUGAUAAAGGAACUGCAUGAGAACACCAUGGGUCUCUUGGGGAAUGUCUUAUGUCCUCUAGUCACCGUUAAACUGACAAAAAGCGAUCUGAGAAAUGUAAUGCCUCCAGUGGAAGAGCUUAAAUCUCAGUCUGCAUCAACAUUUGUCCUGGGAGAUCUCGUGCAGAGCAGUGAAAGAAUCAUUAAACUUCUGUGUGGACCACAGAACCAACAGAAGAGCCUUGAUGAAGCCGUACAGUUAAUGCACGACCUCCUCUCAAUUCUGAAGCCGCCUUGUAACUCCUACAGUAACAUUCUCUGUGACGUUGAAGUCUAUGUGAACAUCAUAUCUGAAAAUAUCUAGAGCAGAAUUUUAAAAAACUUAAAGAGAGAUAACUCAGAGAUGAUAGUGAUGUUAAAUAAAGCAUACAGUAGCAGUUAAAAGGAAAUGGAAGUUUAUAUUCUGUCAACUUUUUGCCAUUAUGGUGAUCAGUGUUACAUUUAUUUUAGCUCUUUACUCUUGGGCUUUAAUGUUUCUAUUUUUUCUGACUCUUGUGGUAACGUGUUUACAUGCUUUUACUUUGGUAAAGGAAACCAAAAGAAAUAACAUCAGGUGAUUUGAGCAGUAAAUGGUCUAACUGUAUCUCUUAUAUUCAUUCAUUUGCUUUUCCUAAUGCAUUACAGUGAUCUUUCUAACAUAACAGCAUGUGAUAAAGACAACAGUUCCAAACAAAAAAAUUACCGUUUUUUUUUUGUGGUACUACUUUUUUAUGCAUACCACUUCUGUUUUAAUCUUCCUUAUUUCAAAAUGUCAAAUUCAGCAUCUUCAGGUUUCACUAGAAAGCACUUUGUAUGCUUUUCUAAACUCAGCAUGCAUAAGCACUCAGUUUCACUGUUUAAGUUCUUUCUGAGGUCAUCCUCGAGUUUACUGACUCAGUGGUUCCCAAACCUUUUCAGCGUGCGGCCCCCCUUGUGUACAGUGCAUUUUUUCGCGCCCCCCGAAAGAAAAUUUAUGAUAAAACAGUUUUAAAAUGUAAUAUUUUAAUUAAACAAAACAUAUAAAAUUAUACCUAGUAGUGCUGUUGGUUAGUUGGCUUAUUAUUUUUUAGGUUUAAUUACACAGAAUUCAUGAUAAAUGAAAGUAUUUUAUAAAAUGGCAUAAAACUGGGGCCCCCCUGGCACAAUCUCGCGCCCCCCAGUUUGAAAACCACUGUACUGACUGAUGUUUAAGCUUCAAUUCUCGUUUCUUUUUUAGAUACGAGUAGCUACACAAUUCUCUUAAAAUCUUUAGUGAGUAUUGUAAUUCACGUCACACGGUCAUCCUACCACAGGUGUAUAACUACAAAACGUUCCACUACCCAACCCAGGUAGCAAAGUGCAGUUAUGAUGGCCCAGUGGCAUCUAGGCCAGGUGUGAGUAGAGGGAUGUGUGUGGCCCAAAUUUGGCCCAGGAAUUAUUGAAAGAAGGGCUAUGACAAGUGGUGUAGUGCACUGUAAAAAAUGCAGCAUUUUUGUCAAACCAACAUAUAUUUUUAUGCUACUUUAACUUAGAAAAUGAAGUUAAACAAUUUUAACUUAUGUCAACAAUGUACAGGUCAAAACUUAAAAGAGUUUUUUGUACAGUGUGGUGCCUGGAGAAGUUGGUUUACCUCUAAUUUAUGCCCCUACUUUUUUUUUUGACAAUCAAAUAAAAAGCCUCAUGCUGCAUGUUGGGUAUCAGAGGUAUCUGACCUUAAAUUAUUUACCCUAACCCUAUAUUUUGAUUAUUUGUCCGAAUAAUGAAAACUGUAAGGAAAAUUAUUGUACUCUUGUUCGAGAAAAUAUUUUUUAUAUUUAAGUGUGCAAUGACUUGAGAAAAUAAUCUUUUAUCUACGGAUAAUUCCGUUUAUGAGCGCUAGGCGCCAUCUAGUGGUAAGACUUGGCACUAGUUUAACAGUUAUUUGAAUUCCUACUUCCAUGUGCACUGACCAACUGACCAAAUACUAUUGUUAUAAUAAUAACAUUAUAUAACUUUAUUGUAUUCAGUUUCGUUAAUUCCAUGUUAUAAACUUUAAGAGGCUGAAUUGGGUAAAAUGGUAACGACACCAAAUUCAUAUGAACCGAUCAACUGCAAUAUGCUGCAAAUCUUUCAGAAAAACAAUGUGGUUUUAUAAGUUUAUUACUAUAAAUAGCAAUGGUAUUGUUUUGAAUUGUGAUACUGUUUUUUUUUUAAUUGGACAAUAUAUUGAGAAUAUUCGAGAAUAACAUAAUUAUUUAUUUUAGAAAAUACCAUAUACGUGAAGCAAUUGUCAUUUGUAUCAAAUAUUAAAUCAUUUCCAUGGAUCUAAACGAUUUCUAUGAUUCUUAAAAUUAAAGCUCUAAAAACAUAAUUGAUGUACAGAACUGCG